AUGGCCGCAUCAGAAAUCCCUCCCUUCAAUCACACCUCCAUGGACGACAUCGCGCCGACAUGCGCGAAAGUACGAGCCACAUUUCUCUCGCACAAGACGCGCCCCCUCGAGUUCCGUAUCCAACAGCUGCGCAAGCUAUACUGGGCGUUCAAGGACAAUGCACAUCUCAUUGAGGAGGCCUGCAAGCGUGAUCUGGGCAAGUCGCAGUUUGAGACGUACCUGACCGAGAUCUCGUGGGUUAUGAACGACUGCGUGUGGAUGGCAAACAACGUCGAGCGAUUCGCAAAAGAUGAGAAGCCGGCAGAUAUCGCCUUCACCAACAAAUUCGUGGGGCCGAGGAUUCGCAAGGAUCCCCUUGGCACUGCUCUGAUUAUUGGCGCCUACAACUUUCCCAUCCAGCUGACAAUUGGGCCGCUCAUUGGCGCCAUUGCUGCUGGUUGCACCGCUAUCAUCAAGCCCUCUGAGUCGGCACCAUAUGCCGCGAGCGUGAUGCAGAAAAUCAUGGCUGAGUCGCUCGACCCUGACUGCUACACAUGCAUCCAGGGUGCCAUUCCAGAGACAACAGCACUGCUUGAGCAGAAGUGGGAUAAGAUCUUCUACACAGGAUCAGAGCCUGUGGCACGCAUCAUCGCAAAGAAGGCAGCUGAAACGCUCACACCACUGACUCUCGAGCUUGGCGGCAGGAACCCAGCCAUCAUCACCAAGCACGCAGACCCUAAACUGGCGGCAAAGCGCCUCUUAUGGGCGAAGACACUGAACGCUGGCCAAGUCUGCGUCAGUCAGAACUGCACCUUCAUCGAUCGUGAGCUUGUCCCAGCGUUCAUUCAAGAGAUGAAGAAUGCUUUGAAGGAGUUCUACCCCAACGGUGCCCGCAACUCGCCUGACUACGGCCGCAUUGUCAAUCAGCGGCAGUUUCAGCGCCUGAAGAAGAUGCUGGACUCCAGCAACGGCAAGAUCGUGGUCGGUGGCACCAUGGAUGAAGAUGACCUAUUCAUCGAGCCUACUGUCGUCCAAGUUGACAGCGUCGACGACGCUCUUCUCCGCGAUGAAAGCUUUGGUCCGCUCCUCCCAAUUCUACCUGUCACCGAUCUCGACGAAGCCAUCAAAAUUGCAAACGAAGUCCACGACACACCUCUCGGCACCUAUGCUUUCGGCACCAAGGCGGAAAUGCACAAAAUCCUCGACCAAACACGCUCUGGUGGUGCUUCCCUUAACGACGGGUUCUUCCAUGCAUCAAUACCGACUCUCGCAUUCGGCGGCGUUGGAUCUUCCGGCCAGGGCUCUUACCGCGGCAAGGCAUCUUUCGAUGUCUUUACACAUCGUCGCAGUGUGACAACAACACCGGCAUGGAUCGAGAGCUUGAUGGAUGUCAGAUACCCGCCGUAUACAAGCGCGAAGAUGAAGAAGUUCUCGGGCAUGAAUGAGGUCAAGCCGAACUUUGACAGGCAAGGGAGGACGAUCGGAUGGGGUGGCUGGCUCUUGGGCCUGGUUGGACUGAAGGGGUUGGCUGUGCUCAUUGGUAAGUAA
Ascochyta rabiei is the source of this 1527-nucleotide messenger RNA. RefSeq lists its product as uncharacterized. The transcript is spliced from 2 exons. Gene Ontology annotation, molecular function: aldehyde dehydrogenase (NAD+) activity. Gene Ontology annotation, cellular component: cytoplasm. NCBI's taxonomy places the organism in Eukaryota, Fungi, Ascomycota, Dothideomycetes, Pleosporales, Didymellaceae. Gene Ontology annotation, biological process: aldehyde metabolic process. The coding region runs from base 1 to 1527 and encodes 508 amino acids. The record is from RefSeq and is a predicted model, not a curated record.